AGAUCGCAUAGAGAGGUCAAGCCUGGAUGGUAACUACAGGGAGGUCAUAGUUGAGACCACCGUCCACCCCUUCUCUCUCACAGUGUUCGGCUUCUACAUAUACUGGACCGACUGGACGCUGCGGGGCAUCUACAGGGCAGAGAAGCACACUGGGGCCAACAUGAAAAUGCUGGUGCAAGGCUUGUCCACGCGUCCUAUGGGUGUGACCAUCUACUCCCAGGAGAAGCAGAAAUGUAAGCAAGUCAGAUUGGUUACAUCCAUCAGGAUUUUUUUUUGUAGAAUCAGAAGAAGACAAAAAUCUGACAUCAAGUAUGACAUAAGAUCUGACAUCAGCUCUAUCAUCAGGUCUGACAUCAGGGCUGACAACUGACAUAAGAUCUGACAUUUUGAUACUCAUAACAGGAAAAAUAAGAUCACUAAUGAUUCAGAAAUUUAAUUUUAAUCUGCCAAAUGUUUACCUGUUCAGACCAGCCAAAGUAGUAGGAUUCAGACAUUGCAGGUCUGAACAGUGAGAUUCACACACUGCAGGUCUGAACAUGGAGAUUCACACACUGCAGGUCUGAACAUGGAGAUUCAGACAUUGCAGGUCUGAACAAUAAGAUUCAGACAUUGCAGGUCUAAAGUGUGAGAUUCACACACUGCAUAUCCGAACAUGGCGAGUCAGACAUCUGAACAUCAGAUGGUUCAUGGGAAUCAAAUCAGCUGUUUGAAAUUUGUAUCAGCUGUUUGAGCAUGAUUUUUUUUGUUAAUUACUUACCAGACAUCAACCUACACAACAUUUACGGAACAACAAUUUCAAUGACUUACAUAAACAAGCCUCAAUGUGAAAAUACUCAAAAAGAACAAUUUUGAAGAGAACUAAAGCAAUCUCAGCAUUCCUGAAACUUUGGAUUGUUAUCCAGGCAGCAAAAACCCUUGCAGUGUUUUCAUGUAUUAAUCAUUGUAUUGUUAUCCAGGCAGCAAAAACCCUUGCAGUGUUUUCAUGUAUUAAUCAUUGUAUUGUUAUCCAGGCAGCAACAACCCUUGCAGUGUUUUCAUGUAUUAAUCAUUGUAUUGUUAUCCAGGCAGCAAAAACCCUUCCAGUGUUUUCAUGUAUUAAUCAUUGUAUUGUUAUCCAGGCAGCAAAAACCCUUCCAUUGUUUCCAUGUAUUAAUCAUUGUAUUGUUAUCCAGGCAGCAACAACCCUUGCAGUGUUUUCAAUGGAGGUUGCAGCCACAGCUGUCACCCAGGCCCAGAGGGCAAAGUUGAAUGCACCUGUGUGGAGGGCAUGGGUCUUGUCAUCGGCAACAACGGAAAGGUUUGCUCGACUUAACUCUUUAGGCGCUAGUGAAAAAAAGAAGUAAAGAAAAGGGUACCCCAUUAUUUCUGUAUGCUACUAGUUAAAAAUCUAAUGAGAAUAGUUUAAUAUUGCUUGUUAAAGCUGUCACAAGGAUAGUUCCAUUGGUCAAAUAAGAGCAAUUUUCUUGAUUACCUGUCAUGCAAAAGUUUUUUUAAUAGUUUUUUCCUAAAUAUAGAUGUACACUAUGUGAACCUUCCUGAUUAUAUCGUGUUCAGCAGCAUCCAUAAAUUAAACUUCUUCAUUUUUAAAGAAUUGUAAUUUAAUAAUCCUAGGUGUGCAUUCCAAGUAACAAUACAUGUUUGCCAGACCAGUUCGUGUGUCAGAAUGGAAGGUGCCUCAGGGAAAGGUGGGUCUGUGACCUUGACAAUGACUGCGGGGAUGGGUCGGAUGAGGAUCCAAACCUGUGCGGUAAGUGUUAAGGAAACUUCCAUUAAAAAAAAAAGAGAGAAAAAAAAUUGAAAUCACAUUUGAGUAAAUUACAGGUAGCAAAAGACAGGCAGCAUUAGGAAUGUAUAGGAAGAAAGACAGGUAGCAAAAGACAGGCAGCGUUAGGAAUGUAUAGGCAGAAAUACAGGUAGCAAAAGACAGGCAGCGUUAGGAAUGUAUAGGCAGAAAUACAGGUAGCAAAAGACAGGUUGCAUUAGUAAUGUAUAGGCAGUUUAACAAUAAUGUUUAAAAAAAAUAUGGUAUUUUAUUAGAAAUUGUGCCCACUCACGACAUUUGUAGCAAAAAGAAACACGCGUUUGAUCAUCUGGUCUCAUGGUUUCCUUCGCCUUUCAGCUCUCCACACAUGUGAUCCAAAGUACUUCAGUUGUAAGAAUGGCAGGUGCAUCCCACUGAGGUACAGGUGUGAUUUCGAUAAUGACUGCAGGGAUAACUCAGAUGAAGAGGCUUGUGGUAAGUGGUCAAUAAUCCUCAGUUGGUCAAUUAAUCUCGGUGGGUGAAUAAUCCUCUGUUAGUUAAUAAUCCUCUGUUUGUGAGCGACCCUCUCCAUCCUUGUUUAUCUCUAUUUGUAUGAUGUAAAUUAGUUACAAUUCAUGAAACGCUUGCAAAUCUGGGAUAUUUUGGCAGCUCUGUGGCCAGAAUUUGUAUAAAGAGAAAAUAUUUUCUCAGAGUUAAAACAAGAAAUACUCUUAGAAACUUAAAUACUCUGUAACAAAUGGUGAAUCCCCUGAUUGCACAAUAGUAAACUUAAAUCAUCAGGUAACCUUGCAGUCCUGACAUCUUUAUAAAUAUGACAGUUGAUGUUACUAGUGUAACUCUGUGUACUCGAAAACCUAUGUCUCACUCAUAUUACAUACAUCAGCAGAAGUCCAAUUUCAACACAUCAUUUACAUAUUAACAAAUUAAACUAUAUAGAAUCAAUUUCACAUAUAUAUAUAUAAGAAUGAGCUAGGUUGACCGUAACGCCAAAGAACUGAAAAGAUUUAAUACUUUCUGAUUCUUAAAAUCGAUCAUAGUUAUUUUAUAUUAUUUUACGGAAAUGGAAUAAAUUUAAGUGCACAAAAAAUAUUAUAUAUUCGCUUUUAUUUUAUUAAAAGUUUAAGUAUUAUUAUUAUAAAUUACAAAUACAUUUAAACUAAUAACUAAGGAACUAUCCUAAGCAUUUUAUAUGCGUUUGAAAGUUAUGAAAAAAAUUAAAUAACAAAAUUAUGAUCAAAGAAUUACGCCAUAAUCACAUUUAUCAGGAAAACCCAAACAUCUGUUGUUUUUAGUGUUUUUUUUUAGUGCGUUGUAAAUAUUGCAAAAUAAAAAUAAAAUUAAUUUGUUUUAAAUAAACAAGCACAUGAUGUCAUAGCGAGAAUGGCCUAUUUUAGCCAAAACUCUUAAGUUUCUUUGAUUUAAUAACAGCGCAUUACAAAACUGAUAAUGUAUUUUCCCCUUAAAAGUAAAAUUAAAAAAUAUAAUUGAUUGCUUUUUAAAUUGUUAAUAAAACACACACAAAUUUUAGCUUUGUAUUUUAAUAUUUAAUAAGUUGUUACUUUUUUAAAUUCCAAAAAUAUACUUUUAUUAAAUUUAUAACGUAAUAAAAACUUACCACCUUUAAAUAUACUUCUAAUAAGAAAAUGAUGUUUAAGUCAAUGAGUGCAGUGAAACCCCAUAGCCAAAUAGCAUUCACUAAGUCACUGAUAACUCAUCCAAAUAACAAACUAUAUGAAGUGCAGAAUAUGUUAGUUUGGGUAUGGAAGGGACUGCAGUCCUGUUUAAGAUUUUAUCAAUUUUAUUUAAAUCGGGUGGGGAGGGGGGGGAGGGGUGUUCAUAUUCAUUUUGCCCCAGGCAUCACAAGAUACUACUCAAAAUAAUGGAAUAUAUUUGAUAAAUAAUUAACCUUCUUGGGUACAUACAUAUUGAAGGUAGGAAAUAUGAUGCGUACAUUUUUACAUGGAUGGCAAGAUAUCUAAAUCCUAUGUUAUUACAUUUGUGAAAAUUGUGUUAAGAAAAUGUGGGUGCAUUUAGAUAAGUAUGCCCAUGAUUAACAAAACCAACUCAUUUCACACACUUAAAUAUUUAAUUUUGAAAAAUGGAGAUGGGUUAAUAUUUUCUUUUAAAAAAAUGAAAAUAUAUUUUUGUUUUUACUUUGCGAAAAUUUUUUUAAAAAAGGGACUCAAGUCUGUUAUAGACGUGAAAAACGGUUGCGAGAUUCUUCUUUAGAUAAAUAAUUCUUUGCUUAAACGAUUUUCUGAUAAUGUAUAAUUGAAAAAAACAAGGCAAAAGUUUGUUUAAACUCUUGAUGAAGAUAUCCAUAUGUUAAAUUCCCUUAAUAUAAAAUAUAUUUAUAUCAUAUAUAGAGUUAUUGUUGUAAAUUUAAGAUUAUGUUUUUACAAUGUUUAGAGAAAAAAAAAUGUUGUAGUUCAAGGGCACGAAAAGAGGUAAAUCUAAAGUAUUUCUCUAGCGUAGAAAUUGUCCCUCAAUUAACUUCUUUAGUGACAAAGUGUGUGGUAAAAUUAGUGGUAAUUUAAGGAAAUGUUUAGAGGGACAAAUGUAGUUUAGGUGCGUGAAAGGGAGUAUGUUAGGUGUAUAAUAUAUAUCAGAUAAAAUACUUCUCAAAACUUGAUGAUGCUAGAAACGGAAAUAUCAUUACAUAGAUACUUCUUUUUAAAGUUAGGAAUUGUGAUGAGUUUUUGCAAUAGCAGGUAGAAAUUAUUGCAAACAGCGUACCAUUAUUAUUCUAAUCACAUCGGGUCAUUUAUUCUAGUUGAUGAAUAAUAGAAUAAUGAUUGAUUGAAUUAUAGUCACAAUAUUUCCAAUGCCUUUAGAAAAAUACCAUUCGAUCAACUGCCACCUUGAAAUCCAUUACAUUAUGUCCUCUCUUCCAGUUCCGCCCUAUCUACAUUUAGAUCCAUGUAUUCUUACUCUAAAUACGAAAUAGUGCUUUUUGUCAAAUGUUAAUGUACAUCAAAUAUCGUUACUGUACAUUCACGUUUUGAAUCUUAAAUUGUGUUGGAAUCAUUUUUAACUAGAUACUAUGCACGACCGGGAAACACCCCCCCCCCCCCCUUUCCUUCAUUCAGUUAAAAAUCUAUAAAACAGAUUUACAUUCACGUUUUAAAACUUAAAUUGUGUUGGAAUCAUUUUUAAAUAAAUACUAUGCCCGACCGGGAAACCCCCCCCCCCCCCCUUUCCUUCAUUCAGUUAAAAAUCUAUAAAACAGUUAACAGUCAUUCAUGUGGAGAUUUGUUUUCAGACUACCCUACCUGCGGCCCAGACCAGUUCACAUGCAACAACUACAGAUGUAUCGACACAGCACAGAAGUGUAAUGGUAUUGAUAACUGCAGAGAUGGCAACAGGACAGAUGAGCUCAACUGUCGUAAGUUUUCAAUGUUUCACAACCAAUCCUGCACAUCAAACCAGAGAUAAAACUAGUUUGUGCAGAAGAAUUAUCAAGUCAAAGUUUUCAGAACACGGAGCUCCUAUUAUUUCCAUUGACUUUAUCACUGACAUUAAAUUGAGUUAGUGCCCCUACCGCUUGAUUUGAAGACCAGUAACCAGUUUUUAAACCAUGUUUCAGCUCCGAGGACGUGUCCACCGAACCAAGUGAAAUGCCCCACGACCAACAUCUGCAUCAUCCGCCGCUACAUGUGCGACGGCGACAACGACUGCGGUGACAACAGUGACGAGAACCCUUUCUUCUGUCACCUGGUCUCCUGCGCCCCAGGUGAGAAUGGUUAUCUCUCAUCUGAUUGGUCCAUCCUCUCGACGGCCAUAUUGAGGAAGCCUCCCAACACAGGCGUUGUCUCCAGCCCUGCACCACACUAACCAUGUAAUAUGAUCUCCAUUCUUCUGUGCACAGUUUAAUUUAAUGCACCCAAAUACCAUCGCUAACAAAUCAAGGAAUACGAAACAAAAAAGCAAAACACACGGUCAAGAAACAAAUUAUUACUGUCAUUAAAAUUUUAAUUGGCAUCAGCUUGUUGAUUAACCUUGAAUUAUAAACAUUAAAAAAAAAAAUUCUCUUAUAUUAUUUUGCUUGUGGUGUGACUGCUUCCAUUUCCAGAUAGCGCGCAAAAUAUAAUUCCCCUUAACUACUCUAAAUUAUUAUAUUUUUUUUUAAAUACAUGUGCCUAAUAUUUUCUUUUCUGAAAAUGAAAUUGUCUCAGUUUAAAUAUGGUGUGAUAAAUAUUCGGUUUAAAAGUGGUUGGGACAUCAGAAUAUUAAGAUAUCUCAUGGGAAUCAAAUGAAAGGUGUGCAGUGACGUAUCAUGGGGAAAGGGUGUAGCGAAAAUUGGGAUUCUUAAAUGUGCGUUACUUGAGUUCAUGUUUUGUCAAGUAACUUCAGUAGAUGGGAAGUUCAUGCAUUGCUGUUGCCAAUGUUUGGUGAGCUAUGUAUGACUAGUAUGUAUUAAUGACAUAAUAGAGUUUGAUAAAGUACACACACCUUUCUAUGAUGUCAUUGAAAUAUUGUGCACUGCUGUUUAUUCAUGAAAUUUGUCUGCUCAUUUUCUCCCCCCCCCCUCCCCACCCCAGGCUUUCAGCCAAAAUUAUCAGCUUUCAAAUUUCAUCCUUAUAUAGACUUUGCUGUCACUGGUUUCUCCCUGCUCAUCCCAUUCUUUUUCUUGCUAUUGACAGCUGUCAUGCACAUUACAUGAUGUUCCACUUAGAUACACAUUUAGGAAUCGGUCACAUGCUAUUAUCUGAAUUUCUGUUCAGGUGACUUCCAGUGCUCCCAGAGCCACAAGUGCAUCCCAGGGACCUGGCAGUGUGAUGGUGACGAUGACUGCGGAUUUGGAGAGGAUGAGACACCAGCCACUUGUUGUGAGUAGAUGGUGGGGGGGGGGGCAUGUCUAGCCAAUAGAGCUCCCAGAAAAGUCCUUGUUUUAAGCAUUUAUAGCAUCAAUAGUAAUUUGACGUGCCGAUCAACUAUUAUUUUGUCACAUGUGGCAUUCUGCACCUCUGUUGGUGUCGGUCACCUGCCAACCAGAGCUGGCACAUUUUUCAGAAAUGUUCAUACCAGCUGUAGGUGAAUUAAUAUUGGGAAUGACUUCUAAGUUGUACAUUUGGUUCUUAUUCCAUAAAAUGGUUUGAAAUUGUUCUAAGUUGGGGUAUUCAUCGUGGCCGCUUUUUUUGCCCACAGCCUCAUUUAACCGCACCUGUCAGCCUGACCAGUUCGGCUGUGACAGUGGCCGAUGUGUGUCUCUGCGCUGGGUCUGUGAUGGGGAGGAUGACUGUGGAGACAACUCAGACGAGUCAGAUGCAAGAAACUGCAGUAAGUCACGACUAUUUCAUAGUGACCUACCCCCCCACCCUGGAAGUACAUAUUUGCCAUGGCAUUUUAAAUGUCUACCCAUAAUGUUUUAAAGAUGGGCUGUUUGUGUGUGGGAUAGCAUUGCCUCUGUUUGUGUGUGGGAUAGAUUUGCCCAUGUUUGUUUAGUGGAUAACAUUGCCUCUGUUUGUGUAGUGGAUAACAUUGCCUCUUUUUGUGUAGGGGAUAACAUUGCCUGUUUUUGUGGUGGAUAACAUUGCCUCUGUUUGUGUAGUGGAUAACAUUGUCUCUGUUUUUGUGGUAAUAACAUUGCCUUUGUUUGUGUAGUGGAUAACAUUGCCUCUGUGUAAUGGAUAACAUUGCCGCUGUCUGUGUAGUGGAUAACAUUGCCUCUAAUUUGUGUGGUGCAUAACAUUUCCUCUGUUUUUGUAGUGGAUAACAUUGCUUCUAAUUUGUGUAGUUGAUAAAAUUUCCUCUUGAUAGUCUUCAAAGACUUAAGCAAAUAGUUGUUUUAUCAUGUGUUGGUGUUCAGUGUGAAGGAUGACAGAUGCUUUGUCCAGCACAUGCUUAAAUUCAAGACACAAGGUGUCUUUACUUUCUGUCCAGCAGAUGAUAUUUCCUAAUGUCCAAUAUGGGUCAGGCCGCAUCCGGAAAUUUUUUUGAAAGAAAAUGGAAAAUUGAUCCACGGAAACUUGAUCAAACUGAAAUUUGGUCGAACAUUUUUUUCAGUUCACACGUUAAAAUUUUUCGUCAAAUUUUCUUUUGGACGCAUUAUUUUGUUUUACUAAAUAGUACAGUGUGUUCAAAAAGACAUUUGUCGAAAAUUUUAACGUGAACUUAAAAAAAAUUUCCGUUUUAUCAAAUUUCCGUCUUAUUAAUUUUCCGUUUACAAAAUUUCUUUCAAACAAAUUUCCUGAAACUGGUUCAGGCAAAUAUCUGUGCAUCAUGAGUUUAAUCCUUUAUGUGUUUAUAUGAAAUCUUUCUUCUUCUUCUAUGUAUUAAGGGCCCACGAUAAAUUUAUUGAUCAUUUUGGCUCCUAUGCAUGUAGAGGGGAUUUGCAAUGUUUCUGUGCCUGGUGUUGAUGAGGACAUUUCACUGAUUUCCAGUGCCACUUUGUGAGGGAAUCAUGCACUGGGGGUUUGAAGGCUCGAGGCAAUAGACACAAAUGUGUGUAGUGUUACUUUAUAGUCCAUAUUGAAGUAAAUGAUAACUCACUCAACUAUAGCAACUGACAGGAGAUGGCAAUGUUGUAAAGAUAAGAAUAGAACGCAUGUUUAAAUGGGGUUCCUAGCACACAUUGAAUAUGCUUUGUUUUCCAAUGUUCCAGACUGCAGUUGUGAAUCCUAUUUUUCAGAUGAUCGCACAUGCCCCCCUGACACCUUCACCUGCGAGUCCAACAAGCAGCAUGGCACUUAUCCUUGCAUCUCCAUGUCUCGAGUCUGUGAUGGUGUACGUAACUGUCGCAAUGGGGAGGAUGAGAUGCAGACGUGUCCCCCUCGCACUUGCAUGAGCCACCAGUUCCAGGUAAAUUGAUAACAGAGAUUUAUUUGUAUGAGGUCCAAAUAUGAAUGAAACACAACACUGUCGGGUAAUAAGGGCUUGUUGCAUCAGAUCCAACCAUAAAUAAUAUAGGACACUAUCAGGUAAUAAGGGUAAUAAGGGGAGAGACUGCAAUCAGGUUAGCACAAUAUAAAAUGAGUGAUUGAACAUCAGAUUCAACUCGGGUAAUAAGGGCUUGUUAUAUCAGGUCUUACCAUGAAUGAUAAACAACAUUAUUUUCAUUAGUUGAUAUGCAUUGAACGCGACAUUACACAUUUUUUUUCUCCUCUGAAGAAUAGAACAUAAUUUCAGCUAUACAUAUGCAGAGCCAUCAUGUGCGUCCUGUAACCCCUGUGGCUGCUGCGGAAAGGAGGGGGGGGGGGGGGCNAGCUUGUUUUAGAUCCAGCCUCUGGCAACUGAAAGCUUGUUUUAGAUCCAGCCUCUGGCAACUGAAAGCUUGUUUUAGAUCCAGCCUCUGGCAACUGAAAGCUUGUUUUAGAUCCAGCCUCUGGCAACUGAAAGCUUGUUUUAGAUCCAGCCUCUGGCAACUGAAAGCUUGUUUUAGAUCCAGCCUCUGGCAACUGAAAGCUUGUUUUAGAUCCAGCCUCUGGCAACUGAAAGCUUGUUUUAGAUCCAGCCUCUGGCAACUGAAAGCUUGUUUUAGAUCCAGCCUCUGGCAACUGAAAGCUUGUUUUAGAUCCAGCCUCUGGCAACUGAAAGCUUGUUUUAGAUCCAGCCUCUGGCAACUGAAAGCUUGUUUUAGAUCCAACCUCUGGCAACUUGACAUUCUGAUGACAAUGUUUGUUACUUCUCAUCUGUUUUCUAGUGCACCAAUGGAAUCUGCAUCUCUACAAGGUUUAAAUGUGACCAUGACAAUGACUGUGGGGAUUCAUCAGAUGAGCCCAGCGACUGCA
Messenger RNA from Lymnaea stagnalis (great pond snail), 9492 nucleotides. The record is from the annotation of a GenBank genome assembly. Lineage: Eukaryota; Metazoa; Mollusca; Gastropoda; Lymnaeidae.